Messenger RNA from Pogonomyrmex barbatus (red harvester ant), 1310 nucleotides. RefSeq lists its product as uncharacterized. The record is from RefSeq and is a predicted model, not a curated record. NCBI's taxonomy places the organism in Eukaryota, Metazoa, Arthropoda, Insecta, Hymenoptera, Formicidae.
ACGUCGCUCAUCCCGCCCGAUUACUCCGUAGAGAGAACUCGGCGCUAUGGAAGUGACGCAUUUGCUAAUCGUGUAUCUUUUUAUUGGCUGGUGUGUGCUGUUGGUGCACACCGAAGGGAACGCCGAAGGGAAGGCCGAAGUCGUCGGGGGGGUCACCGAGGCGCCGAUCACCGAGGACCAGCAGAAGGUGUACGAUGAAUGUCGGAAUCCGGAUUACAAAAAAUACGUGAAGUGUUUAAUGAGGCCGAAAAGGCACGGGCACCACACGAGCCACGGAGACGGCCCGCCGGAAACUGAUCCCGCCCACUGUCUGGAAACAUGCCUAAAAAAGUGCGACCAUCAUUUGGAUCACGAAUGCGAAAAGAAAUGUAGUUCCUGCAUGAAGAGAACCAGGCACAGGCAUCAGAUCAUUACGGAAUACGAAACGGAAUGCGCGUCCGGGAAUUGCGGUCCAGCCAAUGACGGGCUAAGGACUACUAAUAUAACGACAAAUAUUGGCAUUAACAAUAUCAUUAAUCCUUUCGCAGGGUGUAUUAAUGGUAGCGGAAUCAAUUGUACUGGAGGCUGCUGUCCACCCGGUUGUGGUCAACCUGGAUUCCCUCCCUGUCAACCUGGAAUUCCUCCCGGAAUCCCUGGAUAUCCUCCCGGAACCCCUGGAUAUCCUCCCGGAACCCCUGGAUAUCCUCCCGGAACCCCUGGAUAUCCUCCCGAAGUCCCUAAAUAUCCUCCUGGAUAUCCUCCAUAUCCUGGAUAUCCUCCAUAUCCUGGAUAUUUUGGAUAUUCUGGAUAUCCUGGGACUGUACCAUCAAUCCCUAUAGUACCUCAAAUCUCGUUAGUACCGCAAAUUACGUAUGGGAUAGGAUUUGGAGCUGCAGGUGGGUGCGCGUAUAAUCAGUGGCUUUGCAUUCAACAAACUGGAAUUCAGGGAGUACAGCCUGACUGCUCUGGAUGCGGCAAUCCUGUCUUACGCUAUAGAUGUGACGUAAAUUGUUACGCAACUUACGCCAACACACCGACCAAACUACCUUGCAAAAGUCCGGAAUGCGUUGGUGGUUCCACAUAAAAAUUUCUCGGAUUUAUUCAAAGACAAAUAUUGAGGACGAAGAAUUUUUUUUAUUGCUCAGAUUAUUUACAUUUAUGCAAUCUAUAUUAACAGUGACCACUCGAUAAGAAAAAAUGUAACCGUGAAAUGUAAUUCUAGAUUUACCAUGAAACAGUCCCUCACGUAUUAUUCGCUCUAAUAAUUACCCGUGUUCAAUUUUUCAAUCUUAACUUAUGAAAUAAAGACAACAUUAUUUCUCUUUUAUAAA